AUGGACGACGCAUAUUCAAAUAGACCUACAUCUGCAAAAGAUAAGAAAACUACCAUAGAAUCGAUGAGGAAUGAGAAUAUGAAUUACAUAGAGUAUAGAUAUAUUAAUAUAAAAGUUCAUCUGAUGUAGUAGUUGAAUAUUACAAAAAUUAGUAACUUAUACAAUUGAUUUUAGAACUGCUUCUGGUUUGGAUCGUUAUUUUUUAGAAAUAGAAGAUUGGUUAGAUGAAGAGAAAUCAUUACAUUAGAAUACUCCAUUAGUAUUAGAAGCAGAUGAUGGAAUAGGAAAGAAAACAUUACUUGUUAAAUGGAUGGAAUAUCAUGCUAAAAAUAAAAAAGGAGUAUAUAUCAUUAAUAUAAUUAUAGCGUUAUCAAGAUUAUAUUAUUCCACAUUUUGCUACUUAAUCAGGAAAAAAUAGUAAUUACUUUUUUGCAAUUUACAGAAUUUUAAUUAAAUUAAGAGAAACUUUAAAUAUUAAAUAGAAAGUAGAAUUAGUAGAAGAAAAGCUUCGUAGAUACUUUCAUUAUUGGUUAGAAAUUUGUAGUAGAGAAUUAGAAUAAUAAUUUUUAAAUGGAGCUAAAGUUAUUUAUGAUAAAGUAUAUUAUAUAUUAAUAAUAAUAGGUAAUAUUAAUAUUUGAAGGAAUUGAUAAUUUUAGAGAUAUGUUAGAUGUUCAUAGAGAAGCUAAUGUAUCUUUUUGGUUACCUAAAUAUUUUCCUAAAAAUAUUAAAGUUAUUGUAACUGCUGAAAAAAAUUCUAAUUCUAUGAGAAUUCUUAAACCUUCAUGUCAUGUCAUUCCAAUUACUUGUGAUCCCAAAGUUAUUAAAAUUAUGGUUAAUGGUCAUUUUGGAAAACAAUCUUUUCUUGUAUAUUUUUAUUAUUAUUAUUUCCUUAGUCUGAUUAGAGAGUUUAAACAAUUCAAGAAUUAUUCAUUUAAUUAAAUUAUAAAGUACGUAAUUAACCACUUUUUGUAAGAAGUUUUAUGACUGUAUUUUUACCUUAUCCAACAGAUGGUUUAGUUGAACUUAAAGAUAUUGAUGUUUCUGUUGUAGAGAAUAUUUUAAAAGAAUUAAAUUUAGAUUCAAUUUAAAAUUUUAGAUCUGUUGAAGAAUUAUUUACAUUCUAAUUAAAAUUCUUUAGUGAAAGCUUCAUAUUUACUCCAAAAACUCCAGAAUUAAAAUAAGAUCCUAAAUUUAUUUAACUUAUUACUGUUCUUGCUAUCACUUAAAAAGGAUUAACAUAUAAAGAAAUCUAAUCAGUUUGUGAAUUUGAGGAAAAAUAAUGGAAAUUAUUCUUACUUUUCUUUAAAAUCUUUCUUAUGAAACAUCGUGAAUUAUGGAUUAUACAUAAUGAAAUCUUUAAAAAAUGUGUAAUUAAUUGUUAUCAUAAUGAUAAAACUUUAUAAUUACAUGAUAAAAUAGCUGAAACUAUUGCUAAAUAUACUAAUAAUUCAAUAAGAAAAUUAGAAGAAGAGACAUUUCAUUUAUUUUCUGCUAAAAAUUAUUUCAAAUUGAAAGAAGUUAUAAGUAUAAUUGAAAACUUUUUAUUAUUAUUUAAUCCUAAUAAUAAAUAUGAUCUUUGUAGAUAUUGGUAAAAAUUAGAGGAAAAUGGAUUUGAUCCAGUAUUAGAAUAUAAUAAAGCAGUAGAAGGUUUUUAAAUACAUUAUCAUCCAAGUGCAGAAGAUCUUUUUAGAAUUAUUAUAUAAGUAUCAAGAUUUCUUAAAGAAUUUGGAGAUUUUGAAACUAAAAAUACUCCUGUAUUUAGACAUCCACCUAUUAUUGGAGUAUUAUAAGAUUUAUAUGAUAUUGGAUUAUUAUAAGAAAUUUUAAAACUAGAUUUAUAUUUUAAUAAAGAUCCAGAAUUUAAAUAAUUUGAUCCUGCAAAACAUUUGAAAAGAGUAGCAAAAGCUAUUAAAACACCUGCACUUACUAAAAUGGAAUCUUAAAAUGUAGAAAUAUAAUAAAAUAGAUAAGAAGUUAGAAAUUAUUAUUUAUAAUAAAUGAUAAAACCUAGUGAAAGAGAACCUGAUGAAUUAGAAAUUAUAUAAACUUUAGAUAUUGAAGAAUUUAAAUAUUAAAUGUAAAAGAUACUUUAAAAAUUGUUAACAGAUAAAAGAGAAUAAUUAUCUGGUGAAGAAGAAAUAACUGGAGAUAGAGUUUCAUCAGAUUAUUAUUAUAAAAGAUGGAUAUGGAUAUAAUUUCCAUGGGCAUGUUUAAGUAUAAGUAAAAAAUGUGAUUAUUCUAAAACUAUUAAACAUUGUUUCUCUUCUGCAACUGAUUAUAUGAGUGUUGAAGAAGAACAUGCUUAUACUAAUUGUAAAAAUAUAUUAUUAUUAUUAUUAUUUAGCUGCAUUGAAGAUUGCUAUUGAAGCUAAAUUAAAAAAAAAGUUAAUGUAUGAAACUGAACCAGAAGAAUAAUAAUAAUCAAUUAUUUUAAUUCCUUAAGCUAGUAUUUUAAAUCAACCUUAACCAGUUAAACUUGAUUAUAAUUUUGAUAAUACACAAGCUAGUAGAUUUGAUAGAAGCAAAAAUAUUUUACCAAGAAUAGAUAGUAGUAUUCAUGCUUCAACUAUUAAUAAGUCAUAAGAUAAAUAUGAAAGAACAAUGUUUAUUACAUAAGAUUUUACUGAUUUAGAUAAUCUCAAUUAAGAAUCUAAAUAAAUUAAAAUUACUAUUGAAAACAGAUCUAAUGAUGGAUAAAAUACAGUUAAAUUAUUGGAUAAAUUUAAAACAUAAAAAGGAAGAUUAAAAUCAUUUUAAUCUUCCUCACUCUCUUUAAAUGCAUAUUAAUAAACUGAAAUAUUCCCUAUUCUUAAAACUGACAUCUAAAAACAUUCUCAAAAAUAAUUACAUCUCUUAGAAUAAUAAGCUAAAUAAAUGAGAAAAAAAUUAGAUACUUUAACUUAUGAAAAUUUGAAAUAUGCUAAAUUACUUAAAUAAUAAAAAAUUAUUGAUUUUAAUAAAGGUUAUAUUAAAAAAGAAUUAUCUAAUUUAGAAGAGUUAAAAGAAACUAAAACUGAACUUGAAAAACAAUUGUAAGAAGCUGAAUAAUCUUAUAAAACAAGUAGUUUUUAAAAAAUUAGAGUUAUUACUAUUUUGAAAAUAUGUAAAGAUAAUAAAUAAUAAAAUGAAGAAUAUAUUAGAGUAAUUUAUUUAUCAAUAUAUUUUUAGCAUUUACAAUAAUUGAUUAAUAAUUUUAAGAAAUUAAUCAGAUUUGAAGAAGUUGAAAUAUCAAAAAAUAAAUAAUAAAUCAAAACUUUAUAUAGAACUAUAGAUGACUUUUUAUUAACCUAUAAUCAAAAGAAAAAGCAUCAAGGAAAUUUAAUUAAUUAAAUUAGGAAUUCAUUACUUGAAAAAAAGAAUUUAGAUCAUCUUUUCUAAGCAGGUAUUCAUUAUUCUUUAAUUAAUUAGCUGAUGUUUAUAUUUAGGAUUCAGCUUUAGAAUCUGUUUAAAACUUAAGAAGAAAUUAAGCCAAACAGAAUGAUGCAUAAUAAAAUAAAAAAUUAAAACAAUAGUAAGAAAAAAAUACAAAAAAUAUACAUGAAAAAUUAGAGUAGUUUGAGAAGUAGUAUGCUUAAAUUAAAGGAAUAUUUGAUAUAAAAGAAUAAAAUUAUAGUCAUUCAAAUAAUUUUAUCGAUUUUAUGGCAAAUAUUGAAAAAAAAAGUGAAUUAGAAAUAUAGUUAUCUGAAUAAUAAUAAAAUUUAGAAGCAUCAAAAUAGAAAAAAAUCAAAUUAGAAGAAGAGUUAUUAACAUUUUAAAAUGCUUAUUAGAUGAACAAAUCUUAGAGUUUAUCAAAUAUUGAAGCUACUGAUACAUGUAAUCUAUUUUAUUAUUUUUAGAAAAUGUUGAAUAAUAAGAAAAUAACAUUUAAGUCUAAGCUGAUUAUUUACGAAAAAUAAGAGAUUUUAAAGUUAAAUUUCAUUCUUCUUAUGAUUCCUUAUAUACUAAAUUUGCUAGCAAAGAUGAUUAAUAAGUAUAAUUUACUAUUAUUAAGCUACUAAAUUCCAUCAAAUUAAGAAAAUAAAAAAUAAUUGAAAGUGAAGGACAAGAUGCUUAUUCUAAAUUAUUGAAUAACUCUUAUGACAUGGAUAAAAUAUAUAAGAAAAUUGUUCCAUAUGAAAAUGUGUUAAACUUAAGUUAGAGUUCUGAAUCAGAUCAUGAAAUGUGA
This is a messenger RNA of Paramecium sonneborni, 4165 nucleotides long. NCBI's taxonomy places the organism in Eukaryota, Ciliophora, Oligohymenophorea, Peniculida, Parameciidae. The record is from the annotation of a GenBank genome assembly.